GUGACGCUGAGUGUAAGGAUGGAGACGCUGGCUCCAGUCGCGGGAUGACAGCAGCAACCCGAAAAGAAGUCCUCUGCCUCUACCGAAGCAUUUUCAGGCUUGCACGGAAAUGGCAGGCAGCAUCAGGGCAGAUGGAAGACACCAUCGAAGAAAAACAGUACAUACUAAAUGAAGCCAGAACACUGUUCCAGAAAAACAAAAAUCUCACAGACCCAGACAUGAUUAAGCAAUGUAUAGUUGAAUGCACAGCCAGGAUUGAGAUUGGACUACAUUACCAGAUUCCUUAUCCAAGACCUAUCCAUCUGCCUCCAAUGGGUCUCACCCCACGACGAGGCCGGGGACUUCAAACCCAGGAGAAACUGAGAAAACUUUCCAAACCAGUGUAUCUGAAGUCUCAUGAUGAAGUUUCCUAACAAGGAGGACACUUUUGAGGGUGGUGAGCCAACUUGGUUUUGAAUGUAAACCAGGAAAUAUACCCUUCUUGAUUAGAAGAAAAAAAUACCUUCAGACCUCCAAAAUUGGUCUUCACCUAUGACAUAUGGCUGCAGGCAUUCCUAGAGUUGUUUAGGGUCUUGUUUGCUGCCUGAGCUGAGGACUAGCUUGGUGAUCAGGUCUGAUGGUCAUUUAUGGUGUCAACUUGACUACACCUAGAAUUAACCAAAACCCAAGCAUCUGGGUACCUGUGAGGGAUUUUUUGUAAAUCAUUUAAAGUUGGAAGAUAUGCCUUUUGAGGUAGGAAGAUACACUUUUAAUCUGUAUCACACCUUCUAGUUAUAGCUUAUAUAAAGAACAUGAAAGAAGGAAACCUUCGUUUUUUGCCUGCUUGCCCUCACUCACUGGCAUUAGAUUCUACUUCUUUGGGAUUCUGACAUAUCCUGAAGACUGAGACAUCCAGCUUCAUGGACUGAACAAUUACUGGAUUUGAAGACAGCCAUUGUUGGACUAGCUAGCCCACAGCCUGUAAGCCCCUCUAAUA
Messenger RNA from Grammomys surdaster, 976 nucleotides. It is a transcript of the gene Lyrm1, whose product is annotated as LYR motif containing 1. NCBI's taxonomy places the organism in Eukaryota, Metazoa, Chordata, Mammalia, Rodentia, Muridae. The record is from RefSeq and is a predicted model, not a curated record. Gene Ontology annotation, cellular component: mitochondrion. The transcript has 4 exons. Bases 45 to 413 code for a protein of 122 amino acids.